This is a messenger RNA of Impatiens glandulifera, 1025 nucleotides long. Its product is annotated as probable prolyl 4-hydroxylase 7. Lineage: Eukaryota; Viridiplantae; Streptophyta; Magnoliopsida; Ericales; Balsaminaceae. Gene Ontology annotation, biological process: peptidyl-proline hydroxylation to 4-hydroxy-L-proline. Gene Ontology annotation, molecular function: procollagen-proline 4-dioxygenase activity; L-ascorbic acid binding; iron ion binding. The record is from RefSeq and is a predicted model, not a curated record. Gene Ontology annotation, cellular component: endoplasmic reticulum. The coding region runs from base 1 to 927 and encodes 308 amino acids. The transcript is spliced from 8 exons.
AUGGCUCGUUUUUUCCUUAAGGCUCUAUUGUGUUCUUUUUCUGUCCUGCUGUUGCUCUCUGUUCUUGUUCAUUCAACAACAACAACAAAGCAUGAAUCAGUGCUGAAAAUGACGACUGGCGUUUCCUCUCCUACAUUUGAUCCCACCCGUGUUACUCAAAUUUCGUGGCGUCCCAGGGCCUUCAUUUAUAAAGGAUUUUUGAGUGAUGAAGAAUGUGAUCAUCUGAUUAACAAAGCUAAGGACAAGCUCAAGAAGUCGAUGGUGGCUGAUAAUGAAUCUGGUGAAAGUGUGCUCAGUGAAGUCCGGACAAGCUCCGGCAUGUUCUUCACCAAAGCCGAGGAUGAAGUAAUUGCUAAUAUAGAAGCCAGACUUGCUGCCUGGACUUUCUUACCAGAAGAAAACGGGGAAGCCAUCCAGGUUUUGCGAUAUGAAUUGGGUCAGAAGUAUGAACCCCACAUGGAUUAUUUUGUAGAUGAAGUCAAUCAACAACUUGGUGGCCACAGGGUAGCCACUGUUCUCAUGUACUUAUCUAACGUUGUCAAGGGUGGGGAAACUGUAUUCCCUGAUUCAGAGCUUAAAGAUGCUCAACCCAAGGAUGAAGAUGUGUCUGAUUGCGCAAGAGGAGGUUAUGCAGUGAAGCCUCUUAAAGGAGAUGCAUUGCUAUUCUUCGGUCUUCAUCCUGAUGCAACCGAAGAUCCAAUGAGCUUGCAUGGAAGCUGCCCAGUAAUAGAGGGUGAGAAAUGGUCUGCAACCAAAUGGAUACAUGUCAGAUCUUUCGAUGAUCCAAAGCGUGAUGAAUGUAUCGACCAUAAUUCCCAUUGCGGACAAUGGGCUGCUGUCGGAGAGUGCGAGAAGAACUCCAUUUAUAUGGUGGGAUCUGAUGAUAAACCCGGAUAUUGUAGAAAAAGCUGCAACCGUUGCUCUUGAAAAUAACAUUUCUUGCUAUAUAUAGAUAUAUAUAUAUAUGUACUCCAUCUUAUCAAUAUAAUAAAUAUAAUUUUAUCAUUGAUUUUGUUAAAUAUAGU